This is a messenger RNA of Eriocheir sinensis (Chinese mitten crab), 7469 nucleotides long. Its product is annotated as probable cytochrome P450 49a1. The transcript has 12 exons. The record is from RefSeq and is a predicted model, not a curated record. The coding region runs from base 580 to 2394 and encodes 604 amino acids. Gene Ontology annotation, molecular function: iron ion binding; monooxygenase activity; heme binding. NCBI's taxonomy places the organism in Eukaryota, Metazoa, Arthropoda, Malacostraca, Decapoda, Varunidae.
UUCUCAAAUAUUGAUACAGCUAAUAAGUUCAAUACGCGAUGUUACCGAGGAAAGAAAACGGAACUGGUACAAAUAAAAUUUUCUGAGAAAACACAGAACACAAAGGCAAAGACAGCUGGGGGGCACGACAAACACCUCUUUCACCACCACCACCCAGUCAGUUGGUGCCCGUGGUGAGGUGUGGUAGGCCGUGUCGGGGAGGGCUGAGGCAGGGUGCGGCCUGUUUGUGUGGCAGGAGUUCUGUGAAUGUGUUAAGCCUGCGAUCGGUGUGACACUUAGGCCCGCCACCCCGGGAAGGAUCCAGCACCAAGACGCCUGUUCCAAUCCCCCGCACCAAAAUAAACUGAAAUGAAGGAAAACUUAUCCAAAGAGGCCGAGUAUCAUAAACUAACUGUGGCAAAGGAUGCAUAAUCAUAUAAGACCAAAUGACGAGUCACGUUCUAACAGUGGUCUGUCCAUUACAUCAAUACUGAGCACCUCGUUAAAAGCAACACAUACGACUUAAAAUUCUAGUCUGAAUUAUACAAGGCGUUUCUAAGCCCCACGCCAGACUAUCGCUCGUAGUGUAAGCAUGCCAACAUGCAGCGGGCUGCCAGAGUACUCAACCACUUUGUGGUGAACGACAAGGUGUUCAGAAGCUCCCGAGUAAACGCCGAAAGUAUGGGGCACCGAUCUUACUCCAAGGAUAGCAGAAAAAAGAAAUGGACUCCGCUCGCUGUUUUUAUUCCCAAGUCCUCAGACUAUAAGAAGAGGGACGUGCACGCUAACGCAGGGGUCGCCCCGGAUGGUUCCAAAAUGUGUGCACACGUGAGUGGUCAAGGCCAUGGGCGUCCAGGGGCCGAAGAAAGUUCUCCGAGUCAAGAAAUAAAGCCGUUUUCCGCCAUACCAGGACCCAAGCCACUCCCGCUCGUGGGCAACAUGUUCCUCUUCACUGCUCUGGGAGGCUACCCGCUGGAGAGGUUCUGGGAGACGGCGCAGCGGCUCCACGAGAAAUACGGCCCCGUGGUGAAGGUGGCUCGCUACUCCGGCAAGAAGGACAUGGUGGUGGUGUACCGGCCGGAGGACACUAAGAAGAUAUUCCAGGCGGAGGGACGCUACCCGCAGCGGCCCGUGCUGGACAUCCUCACCCAUUACCGAUCAAAACGGCCCCAGUGGUUCACCUCCCCCGGCCUCGUCCCAGGGAACGGACCGGAGUGGCGUCGGCUGCGCAGCGCCAUCCACCCCCUGCUGCGGCUAGAGGUGGUUACUGCCUACCGCGCCGCGCAGACCGAGGUGGCUGACGACCUGGUUCGCGUCAUUGCGGCCUCCAGCCAGAGCAGCGACAAGACCAUUAAGGGAGAACCACUGAAGUACACCGUGCCUGAUCUCCUUCCGCUCUUAUUCCACUACACGUUAGAAGCCGUGGGCGUGGUGUCGCUGGGCACACGCCUAAGAUGCCUCACCAACGUCUUCGACCAACGCGAGGAGAACCGGCGAGCUCGCAGCGUCAUCUCGGCCAACUCCGAGGCCCUGACCGUGCUGGGGGAAUCCGUUUUCACUCCUCCGCUUUAUAAACUCUUCCCCACCAAGCGGUACCGUCGUCUGGCCAACGCCCAGGACACCAUCUUUAGGGUGGUGCAAGAUGAGAUGUCUCGGCGGCGGGAGGAGCUGCGUCGUGACCCUGAGGGCUUCCCGGAGCGGCACCCCUUCCUGGCGGCCCUCAUGACCAGCCCCGACCUCUCCGUCCAGGACCUCUCCCUCCUGCUGGCCGAGGUGUUCCAGGGUGGCGUGGAUGCAACGGCCACCACACUGGGGUUCAGCGUGUACUACCUGGCCGGCCACCCCGCCGCGCAGGACCAGCUGCUGAAGGAGGUGCAGGACGUCCAGCCCGCCACACACACUCUUCAGGGCCUGUCGUACCUCCGCGCCGUGCUGCAGGAGACCCUUCGCCUUCGCCCCUCGGCCUCGGCACGCAGCAGGAUCAUCGAGGAGGACACGGUGUUUUCAGGCUACUUCGUGCCCGCCAAGACGUUCGUCAUGUCGCCUCCUGUUGUGUCCUGCCACGACCCUCGAGUCUUCCCGGAGUCCCACAAGUUUCUGCCUGAGCGCUGGCUUCCUACCAACCGCACCGCCGCCUCAGACCCCGCAUCAGCCUCGCCUUCCCCUGCCCACCUAAAACCACGGGGCGCCGGAGGAGCGAAGAUUGACCCCUACACUGUCCUGGCGUUCGGUCACGGAGCUCGGAUGUGUCCCGGGAGGCGUCUUGCUGAGCAGGAGAUCUACCUCGCUCUUAUACAGCUGGUGAAGGCGUACAAAAUGGAGCUGGCCCAGCCUGCGAAGACCGUGGGUCAGGUGAUGAGGCUCAACAUGAUGCCCGACGCACCCAUCGCCGUGACCUUCACCCCGCGCUCUUAAUGUUCGGCGACAACGAGAGUCUCGGACCCGUGCAGGGCGUCCAGUGCAGCGGGGCGCGGAGAGGCUGCAGGGGCGAGAUGAAUUAUACACCUGCGGCUCAUAGCAAAGAACCCAAGAGGAACAAAGAGCCGGGCAACACAACAACACGAUAAUGCGUAACAGCUGUAUCGCAGUGAUGAAAGAAAAUGAGGGCACUAGCCACACACACACACACACACACACACAAGCAAUAUGUCAUUUCAGUAGAUGUUUGUGGUGCUCUGUUGUGAUCGGAUGCUGCUGGUGUUGUGGUGAUGGUGUUGGUGUUGGUGAUGGUGGUGGUGAUGGUGGUUGUGGUGUUGGUGGGCCAGGCCGUUAUGGCGGCAGCGGUGGUGGUGGUGGAGGGACCGGCGCGGGUGUGUGUAGUGGCGGUGGUCGGCAUUGAUAUUCAGGAGAUAUGGCGUCCUUGAAGCCAGGAAAAAACGUAGCUGUCGGGAAUUUCGACGAAGAAACAAUAAUAACGUAGUCCCCGCGGCAAGUUUCUCCGCGCCAGCCAUCAGCGGGGCCAUUAGCAGGCCGUGAGGGCGUCAGUCGACCUUUUUCAUCGCAGCUCCUCCAUUUUAACUUUUACUCUACUAGGAAAUAAAAGAUAAGAAGCCCUUUAGCGCAACGUUUAGAGCGUGCGUGAGUCUGAGCAUUUUGAGGGAGUCGGCGCAAGUCGGCCCAGGACGAGGGGCCGAGCGCGCGAUCAGGGACUGUGAAAUCAAAUAAUUAUUUCCUAUUACAGUACCUUUGCAGAACACUUUCUCCACACUGUAUACACACAGGGAAUAAAAGAAUAUGAAACUAAAGAUCAAUCAGGUUGAAUUACGACUAAAUUGUCUUCCAAAAGUCUUAGGAAACUCGGAAAGAAUAUUAAAUGAUCGAGGGAACCGACGAUCUGUUAACCCGUCCGCUGCGAUUGGCACAGAUUUGUUCUUCACUGGUAGCCUGGUAACAUAUUAGUCCCAGGUCUUCCUCUGCCUCUGUGGUGGAUAGUGGAGUGUUUCCCAUGUGUUAUUGGUAUGCUGGAUAUCCUCUCCCAAGGUGCCGAACUUCACAUUUUUCUUCAUUGAAUUGUAGCAGCCAAUUUUUGCUCUACUCCUGUAACUUGGUGAUGUCUUCUUGUAGGAAAUCAGCAGGCAAGGGGUUAAAGAAGAACGCAUAUCGAAUGAAAAUGAAAUCACUCACGGCAACAGUAGAGGUCAGACAGACUCGUGUUUGAAAAGAUAGGCAGAGGCUGGUUCUAAAAAAUGUAAUGAAUGCAUGUGAAUAAGUGAAGCAAUAUCGUGUCGUAUUUAAUGUAAUUCAAAACUUCGAAUGAGGGCAGGCAAACCGAGAAGGCAGAUGCUUAGUAAAUAACUCUUAGGUGCUGCCACGUAUGGUUUGAAGGCAGAUGCUUAGUAAAUAACUCUUAGGUACCGCCCCGUAUGGUUUGAAGGCAGAUGCUUAGUAAAUAACUCUUAGGUGCUGCCCCGUAUGAUUUGAAGGCAGAUGCUUAGUAAAUAACUCUUAGGUGCUGCCCCAUAUGGUUUGAAGGCAGAUGCUUAGUAAAUAACUCUUAGGUGCUGCCCCAUAUGGUUUGAAGGCAGAUGCUUAGAAAAUAACUCUUAGGUGCCGCCGCGUAUGUUUUGAGUGACCUCUCGGUACUUCCCUUCUUUGUGUUUGUCAUGACAGGCUUGAAAACACUGGCGGACAGAUGCUUUAUCGGUGGAAAAGGUAAAGACAAAUAGGCCUUUUUUUUACAGCAGAGGAGUCAGUUCAAGGGCAUAAAAAAACGCAGCAAAUGUGAAAAAAAGCCCGCUACUCACUGCUCAUAUAAAAGUUAGAGGAGUGGCCGAAAGAUAGUCAAUUUCGGGAGGAGAGGUGUCCUAAGCAGUCUUAUUUCACUUAUCAAGCAUGAAUAAACAGACUGGCAGCAUAGCAUAGGGAUAUGAAUACGUUGUCUAGCGUAGCGGAACCGUAGAGUUAGGGAGCGUUGUCUCAUAAAACAAGAUAUGUAAUUAUGAGAGAAUGUAUGUCAUUGAAGAAGAUUGCCACAAGAGCGGUAUUCCAGCUUAUUAUUUUUCCCCGUAUUUUCUUUCCCUCCCUUAUUCUCUUCCUCAUCUUUGUCUUUCCUCUUCCUCCCCUCAUCACCCUUCUCCUUAAUUCUCCCCUUUAUCUUCUCCCUUCCUCAUUUCCUCUCUCAUCUGGUUCCUUUCUCUUUCUCCCCGCUCGCCUCUAAUUUUCUCUCCCUUCCUUCUUCUCCCCUCAUCUCCCUUCUCCGUCAUUUUCCUCUUAAUCUCCCUUCUACAUUUCCCCCCUUUAUCUGCUUUCCCACUCACCUAUUCUGUGUUUCAUUCUUUCGUCCAUUCUCAUUCAUUCCUCAUUCCCCUCCUUAUCUUCUCCUUUCCUCUUCCUUUCUCUUCCCUGCUUCCAUCCUCACUCUCUCGACUGACAGAUAAUCCCAUGCCCUUGACUGACACUUAAGCUGGGACUCAACAGAACGGCUUCUUCACCCUAGCUCGUCUGGCAUUCUUCUCUACAAUUGAGGAGUAAAAUCCCCGCUCUUUUUCUGGGGUAAGUAGAACCCAGUGGAGCGGCCUCACCAACCUGGCGUGGCCAUAAGCUCGCUGACAGUAAGACGCCGCGGAAAGUGCUCAAGUCUCCCCGCUCAAGUCGGCCCGCGCAGCCUUGGCGGAGGGGAGCUCUCAGGAGGCGAACUCAAGAGAUUGUUUGGUGAUGUUUAACUCUCCGUCUCGUUGUGUGGGACUCACUUUCUCUCUUACUCCUCCUCCUUUUUCAUCUGUUCCUUUCUCAUCCUCAGCGCUCACAUAUCCACCCCCCCCCUCCCCAUCUCAUUCUUCUUUCCCUUAUUUUCCUUCCUUUCCUCAUUCUUCUUCUUAUCUUUUCUUUCGUGAUGCUUAAUUCUUCGUCGAGUUGUUUGGGUUAAUCAGGAAUCCAUUAGAGGGAGAUGCUUUUCCUUAGUAGCUCUGCCUAAUCUAUCUCUACUGUGAAAAAUGAUGUAGAGGAUUAACAUUUCUCAAAGCGACUGUAAACUUUUAACUGGGUGAAAAAUUAGCGACACAAAAGCUCCAUUCCGCAACGGGUCUGCCAAUUUUGUUUGAUUGUUACACCGUUUGACGCAAUGGGAAUGGAAUUUGUGUGAAUGCGCGCCGUUCAGAACUCCGAUUUGUAUGUUGUGUGUGUAUGUGUGUGUUUUGUUUUGUUAUCUUUCCAUGUGUGUGUGUGUAUGUGUGUGUGUGUGUGUGUGUGUGUGUGUGUGUGUGUGUGUGUGUGUGUGUGUGUGUGUGUGUGUGUGUGUGUGUGUGUGUGUGUGUGUGUGUGUGUGUGUGUGUGUGUGUGUGUGUGUGUGUGUGUGUGUGUGUGUGUGUGUGUGUGUGUGUGUGUGUGUGUGUGUGUGUGUGUGUGUGUGUGUGUGUGUGUGUGUGUGUGUGUGUGUGUGUGUGUGUGUGUGUGUGUGUGUGUGUGUGUGUGUGUGUGUGUGUGUGUGUGUGUGUGUGUGUGUGUGUGUGUGUGUGUGUGUGUGUGUGUGUGUGUGUGUGUGUGUGUGUCCCUUCCUCACUUAUUUAAUCUUUUCCUUCCUUCUUCUCCCCUCAUCUCCCUUCUCCAUCAUUUUCCUCUUAUUCACCCUUCUACAUGUGUGUGAUUAGUUUAGUCUACGUUUCUUGUACCCAAAGCAAAAGAACAGAAGUGAGAAAAUGGCUUAUAAAUCUCUGGAGGCAUUAACGUUAUAGGGAAGGCAACUGUACUGAUUUUCCCUCAAAUACAUAGAAGUCAUCUCUUACGAAACACAGUGGAGUAAGGAAAACGUCAAUGCUGAGGUAAUUUUCAUGUUUUACCAAUGUUUCAAGAGUAGGAUAUGACAUAAUGAUUUCUCUUCGUUUCCCGUUAUCGCUUCUGUUUUCCUAUUGUGUUGUUUAUCCUGUUUUCUCGUCCAUUCUCUCCUAUUCCCUCUUCGUCUUUCGCCUCUUAUCAGCGGCUGUUCUAAUUUUCGUGGUUAUAAUAUUACACGACUCCUCUUCGUUUCCUCUUACCGUUUAUGUCUCCGUUCCCUCUUGUACUGUUUCCCUGUUUUCUCGUCCAUUCUCUCCUAUUCCCUCUUCGUCUUUCGCCUCUUAUCAGCGGCUGUUGUUAUUUUCGUAGUUAUAAUAUUACACAACUCCUCUUCGUUUCCUCCUACCGUUUAUGUCUCCGUUCCCUCUUGUACUGUUUCUCUGUUUUCUCGUCCAUUCUCUCCUAUUCCCUCUUCGUCUUUCACCUCUUAUCAGCUGGCCGAAUACGCUGGAGUCGCCCGGAAGUUUACCACCCUUGAAAAAGUUCAGCUCCCACAAGAAACGUCAAAUCCUUUUCCAUCAUCCGGGAUCAGCGAUGCAUUAAGGCCUUCUUACUCCCCUAACCUGCACCCUUCCCGCGCCUGUCUCGCCGCCUGUCUUUUCCUUCAGGACGUUCAACAUUUUCCUCACGUCUUUGUCGUUGUUCAGCCUCGCAUUUACCUUGAAUUUAUGAUUUUCUUCCCCUACUUGACAAGGGCGAAAGUUUUUUUUUUUUCGCUUGUCGUUGGGGUCUCCGUCAGAGGUGGUUUUGAAUGUCUGGGAGUGAUUUUCUGUGUCUGUUUAGUUGCUUGUGUCUCAGUUUAUCUAUCGAGUAUACUUUUUGCCACUCAUCAGAGGUGGUUUUGAAUGUCUGGUAGUGAUUUUCUGUCUGUUAAGUUGCUUGUGUCUCAGUUUAUCUAUCGAGUAUAUUGUUUACCACUCCGUCAGAGGUGGUUUUGAGUGUCUGGUAGCGAUUUUCUAUGUCUGUUUAGUUUUUUUUUUACAGCUAAGGAGAUAGUUCAGGGGCGUAAAGAAAAAAAAAGCCCGCUACUUACUGCUCCUGAAUAGAGGUCAAAGGAGUGUCCGAAAAGAGAGGUCUCAGUUUAUUUAUCGAGUAUAUUUUUUGCCACUCCGUCAGAGGUGGUUUUGAAUGUCUGGUAGUGAUUUUCUAUGUCUGUUUAGUUGCAUGUGUCUCGGUUUAUCUAUCGAGUAUAUGUUUUGCCACUGUCUCUGUUUCCGUAA